AGAAUGACAGGCCGCGGCAAGGGAGGAAAGGGGCUCGGCAAGGGUGGCGCCAAGCGGCACCGCAAGGUGUUGCGCGACAACAUCCAGGGCAUCACGAAGCCCGCGAUCCGCCGCCUGGCGCGCAGGGGCGGCGUGAAGCGCAUCUCUGGUCUGAUCUACGAGGAGACGCGCGGAGUGCUGAAGGUGUUCCUGGAGAACGUGAUCCGCGACGCGGUGACGUACACUGAGCACGCCAAGCGCAAGACUGUGACGGCCAUGGACGUGGUGUACGCCCUGAAGAGGCAGGGGCGCACCCUGUACGGUUUCGGCGGUUAGGCGGUGUGAGACCGAAGGAAGGAAA
Molecule: messenger RNA, 340 nt
Organism: Schistocerca gregaria
Lineage: Eukaryota; Metazoa; Arthropoda; Insecta; Orthoptera; Acrididae
Product: histone H4
Exons: 1
Coding region: 4-315 (103 amino acids)
Biological process (GO): nucleosome assembly
Cellular component (GO): nucleosome
Molecular function (GO): protein heterodimerization activity; DNA binding; structural constituent of chromatin
Source: RefSeq, a predicted model, not a curated record